CCUUGUCUGCCAUCUCCUCCUCCACACCCUACAGCAGCCAAGAAACAGAACAUGUCAAACCAAAGGCACCAAAAGCUAAGCUUCAUCUCCUCCUUCCAAAACAGUACCUGAAGGCUGGUCUUCUUCGGAUCCACCGCCUCUGGCCUCCCUGCAUGGCACAAAGACACAAGUAGAGGAGGAAAGCAAUGAACACAAAGGUGAUCCAUUUGGACAUGGUGCUGCACUCCGCAACAACUCGAAGGAGAGGGAGAACAGGGAAGCACUUAUUGGAAUUGGUGAGACAUGGGUAGGGUUUGAGGAGGUCUAAAUAGAAGUAUCAUAAACUGUGCUUUGCAUUUCCUCGAACGAGUGGUGGGCUUCCCUCGUUGGUUUCGACGGAAGCUGGUGGCGGCUUCGUGGCGAUCGGGUUGACUAAGUCAGCUACGAAGAAAAUAUAAUCGACUUAGUUCUGACGGGAUCUAAUAUAUCUGCAACAAUCAUCUUCGAGAUAUGUGCUGCAUUUAAGAUCCAACGUGAUACACAUUGUCUGAGGGAUUCUGCUUCAGACUGUUUGCACUUGCUUCUGCAGGUCUGCAGAAAUUUUCUCAUGGUUUCCAAAUUGCAAUAGGACCACAAGCCAGUUUGCACUGUCCAUUUCUGUUGCUAUCUGGGAAAGCUUGAUGAUGCUUUAAGCAUUUCAACAUAUAGACUCUUUUCAGACAGGAUCCAGAGAGGUUAUCUUGUCACCCAUCUUUUUUGGCUACAAAGUCUUCUCAUUUGUGGUCCAUUUCAUCGAUGUGAUCUUCCGUAGUCUUAACAUGGAGAAAUAUGAUUCUUUCAUCCUCCGAGCUUUCCAGAGAUCAGAACUCACACGAUAGGCUCUUCUCUUCAAUCUGCAACCUUUGGUUUAUCCAUGACCAUCAAAGGGAUUGACGCUUGGUUUGGUGAAUGAGAGAAAGUGAUGGUGCAGUAACACUGCAAAGGAAUCGGCUUUGGUUUUUUUACUGGCAAGCCUUAGCUGUAAACUGAUUGGAUUCGUUCCUUCUUUGUCCCCUUUAUGUUCUGGUGAAAGGUCCAACUUUGUUGUCUCUUGGGCACUUUGUGGUAGAAUAAUGGAUGUAAUCCUUCAUGGCUCUAAAGAUCUCCAGCUGUUGGGUGUUUGAUAAUAUGCCUCAACAUGGUUCUUCUCUUUUCUCUUUGUCUGUGUAUAGGAUGCUGCUGCUGCUGCUGCUGAGUUCACCUUUUGCUUUUAACUUGGUUGGUACAAGGCUGCCCAGUUCAUUUGUUCCUUGUUAACUCCUGCAAGAAAUGACCGGUCAAACUCCUCAGUUUUCUCUUUAGUAAAGAUCCUCUCGGUCGCUUGGGUUAUCUCCGUCUAUGCUUCUCCGGCAAUUCUCUAUAUCCGAGUAAUGAGAGGUAGUGGAAUGCUCUGGUUCAGCCCAGCAGUCUGAGGAGGAGGAGGAAGAGGAGAAGGAGGUGGUGAGCGAUUGAAGAUGUACAGAAACGAAGCUUCUGCACUGGAAAAUGCUGCUGAAGAUUUUCUUGAUACUGACUGGGGUCCCUUUUCAUCACUGGAUCAAAAUGUAUGGCUGAAAGAGACAGCUGGUGUUUUCUCUCAUGGAGGUGUCCCAGAGACCACAGAGAUCGGUGCUUCUCAUGAUGGGACUGGGCAAAUUGCAAGGUGUUCAUCCUUUGGCACUGAGAAGCUCCCUGACAUGCUUGGUUCCAUCCGGACUCCAUCUGCUGCAAGCAGUGAGCAUCAAACCUGGAGCAGGUGUACACAGAAGAGAAGGAAGGAGAUGUCGGAUUGGUUUGCUCCGAGUCCACAAUCCUCAUUUGAUGCAACUCAAAAUGCCAAUACUGAAUGGCACAAAGAUGUUCCAGAUGACAUUGUAAAUAGUGCAACUAAGAAAGAUGAGAGCAAGGAAUAUGACUGUGAGCAAAAUGCAGAUGCCAACUCCUAUAAUCUCGAUGCUAAACUUGCCGAGGAGUCCCACCAGAUUGUUGGUGUGACCAAAGAAGAUCAUGUUCGCUCUCGAGCCAAGCGGGGUCAAGCCACAAAUAGUCACAGUCUUGCAGAAAGAGUUCGUAGGGAAAGGAUUAGUGAAAGGAUGAGGUUUCUUCAAAAUCUUGUUCCAGGGUGCGGCAAGAUUACUGGUAAAGCAGUAAUGCUUGAUGAAAUUAUCAACUAUGUCAAGUCACUCCAACAGCAAGUUGAGUUCCUGUCGAUGAAGCUUGCGGCGGUUCAUCCAGAAAUUAAUUUGAAUGUGGAGCAGAGUCUUCUGAAAGAUUGUGGAAGUCCAGCUGCUCCUAGGUACUGUUCAAGAUUAAGCACCUACCAGUCUAAUGGAUGGGGAAGCACACCGACAGGAAUGAUCUACCCACUUGCACACAAUUCAGGGACUAGCAUCUCUCAGAUUCCCUCCAUGGCUCAGGCAUCAAUUCUGUGGGAUGCUGAGCUCCACAAUGUUCUCCAUAUGCACUUCAAUUCAGAUCCCCCAUCCAGAACCCAAUAGAUAAAUGGAGUGCAUCCAGACAGAGUGCUGAAUGAUUCAUGGAAGAAAGUAAUAAGAUGCUUUUCUGCUUUUUAUAUGGGUAUGUCUACUGGUAUCAGGAAUUCUUACAGAAAACAUGACACUUGCUUCAUGUAUAGUCAGAGUUAGAUAGUUGCUGGACUGAGGAAAGCAAGUCUCUGGUGAUGUAUUUGUUGUUUGGUAUGUGAAAAAGGAAAUUGUGUUGGAUUUUGCAGAAACUGUUUAUUGGUUUUUAAUGAAUUAUUGUUUCA
Musa acuminata AAA Group (dessert banana) is the source of this 2764-nucleotide messenger RNA. Its product is annotated as transcription factor BHLH089-like. Gene Ontology annotation, molecular function: DNA-binding transcription factor activity; protein dimerization activity. Lineage: Eukaryota; Viridiplantae; Streptophyta; Magnoliopsida; Zingiberales; Musaceae. Gene Ontology annotation, cellular component: nucleus. Bases 1473 to 2495 code for a protein of 340 amino acids. Gene Ontology annotation, biological process: regulation of DNA-templated transcription. The transcript has 7 exons. The record is from RefSeq and is a predicted model, not a curated record.